Messenger RNA from Hansenula anomala, 1194 nucleotides. It is a transcript of the gene TAF4, whose product is annotated as Taf4p. Gene Ontology annotation, biological process: transcription initiation at RNA polymerase II promoter. Gene Ontology annotation, molecular function: DNA binding; RNA polymerase II general transcription initiation factor activity. Bases 1 to 1194 code for a protein of 397 amino acids. Gene Ontology annotation, cellular component: transcription factor TFIID complex. The record is from RefSeq and is a predicted model, not a curated record. NCBI's taxonomy places the organism in Eukaryota, Fungi, Ascomycota, Saccharomycetes, Phaffomycetales, Wickerhamomycetaceae. The transcript has a single exon.
AUGAGUGAAACACCAUCACAAUCAACAACAUCGCCACAAAAGAGAAGUAAUGAUGAUACUCAAUUGAACGAUUCCAAAAGACCAAAGACCUCGGUAGAGGCUUCAACAGACUUGGAAAGCUUUGAUAUUAACGAUUUUGAUCUACCCCAGUCUACCGGUGCAGAAGCUUCUUCUCCUUUUAAAGUUGAUAUUCCAUUAGUUGCAACAACAGCAUCAUCACAACCAUCAGCAUCUACGUCAGUUAUAGAUAUACAGAAUCAGUUUAAUCUAGAUUUACCAGAUCUCCCUGGUGAAAGUCCAAGUACAACAAAUAUAGGAAGAUCACCAUCAGUUCCGCAACAGACAAUAUCUCAAAAUGACAAUAAUAAUAACAAUAAUAACGCAGCAGCAAACAAAAAUAAUAAAGAUACUGAUGAAAAUGGACUUCAAAAACCUUCUGGUACAGCAGAAGACCCAGAUAAAUUAUCAGAUGCAUUAUUAUCCGCUGGUGUUGAUUUAAAAGCUGAAGAAGCACUAUUGACAUCAACAGUGAAUAGUUUACCCACAAAGCAGAAUGGAGAACAAACAGCUGCAAAUGCAGUACAACAACCGAUUAUUAUAAAUACACCAUUCUUGGAUCCUAGACAAGUUGCCACAUUUAUGUCUAAAGUUGCCAAUGCAAAUGGGAUUAAACAAUCUUUUGACAAUGAAGUUCAUUCUCCAAUAUUACAACUAAUGACGAAUGCUUGUGAAGAAUGGAUGACAAACAUAGUGACAAAUGCUGUGAUACUUUCAAGACAUAGAAGAAGAUCUAUUAGACAACGUAAAAGAAGUGAGAUUUCAAAAGCAUUAAGAGAAGUAGCUGUACAGCAGAAAUCUCAAGAAGAUAAAAGACAACAAAAGAGAAAAAAUCUAGGGAUUGAUCAAGAAGAACAAAGUAAACUGGGUACUGAAGAAACACAACAUAAGGCAACAAAUGCAACUGUUGCAAUGAUGACUGCCGGUAAGAAGAAGAAAUAUAGCUGGAUGACAGGAGGUGGAGCGGGUUCAGGUGGUUCAAAAGCUUCCUCGGGGUCAGUAGAUGGUGGUAUAAGAUUUAGAGAAGCUAGAGAGGAACCUGGUAUUGCAGUUAGAGAUUUAUUAAGUAGUCUUGAAAAGAAAAGACAUGGCGUGGAAAAAGUUAUAACGAAAGGUUACUCCAAGUUGAAAGAUUAA